GCUGCGGCCUGCUAUCUACAAUAUACACGUCGAAUGUCUGCGUCACGCGGACGUUGCUGUACUGGAGGAUCCAUCAUACCCGCCGAGUUGUCCUUACAGCCGUAGCUUAGAGGAAGUAAGUGCUCACAGCCAGCACGGCAGCGGUGGCCGCUCCCAUGGCUCCGGAGAUCUGGGAAGCACCGCUCGAUCCCGAGGCUGAGGCUGAGGCCGAAGCACUAGCGUCCGCCGUAGUGGAGGACUCCGUGGCGCUCGACGACUCCGUGGCCGAGUCCUCCGAGCCGACGGCGGCGGAUCCAGCCGUGCUGGUGGCCUCGGCCGUGCCGCUGGACGCCAUGUUCAUGCUGCUGUCCAUGCCGGACGCGGCGGUGGACGUGGCGGCGGCCGUGUCAGCAGCAGCCGAAGAAGCGGUCGAGGUAGCGGCCGACGUAGUGGCAGCAGCAGCGGAGGCGGCUGUGGAGGUAGCGGCGGACGUUUGGCCGUUGACGGCUGCGACGGCGAGAGCAGCGAUGACGAGGAACUGGAAGACCUUCAUUCUGGUAGUAGGGAGGAGUGGAGACUUAGACACUUGAGAGCAAAAGUGAGAAUGAGACUGGAGUGCCGCGUACUGGUGGCAAGUGGCAACAAGAUACUGCUUUCGUGAUGUUGAAGUGCAUCGGCGCACCCGUC
Messenger RNA from Phytophthora nicotianae INRA-310, 666 nucleotides. RefSeq lists its product as hypothetical. NCBI's taxonomy places the organism in Eukaryota, Oomycota, Peronosporomycetes, Peronosporales, Peronosporaceae. The transcript has a single exon. The record is from RefSeq and is a predicted model, not a curated record. The coding region runs from base 156 to 569 and encodes 137 amino acids.